This is a messenger RNA of Hemisphaericaspora subhashii, 804 nucleotides long. RefSeq lists its product as uncharacterized. The coding region runs from base 1 to 804 and encodes 267 amino acids. The record is from RefSeq and is a predicted model, not a curated record. Lineage: Eukaryota; Fungi; Ascomycota; Pichiomycetes; Serinales; Debaryomycetaceae. The transcript has a single exon.
AUGUCUAGUAUCAUCAACAGUAGCAGUUCUAGUCAAGGAACUUCAACAAGCAGUACUUCUAGUGUAUUUACUUCCAUUAGCACAUCCCAAACCAUGUCUAGCAGCAGUAUCAGUCAAGAUAGCCCAACAACAACAACUACAACAAGAAUUACUAGUAGGGUUCUUGGUUUAACUCCUCCUAAUGGUCCAAGCAUUGUUUUUGGUGGCUCCGGUGGAUCAACCCCAACAACAACUACAGCAAGCAGUACUGGUGGUGGUAUUGGUGGUCCUACUCCAACAGGGACAGGUGGAUUGGGUGGUAAUGGUGGUGGCGGAGGUGCUGGUGGUUUCACACAAACAACUAUAAUGACUCAAUCUACUGGAAUGGGAGGAGCUGGUGGAGGGGGAGGAACUGCUGGUGCCGGCGGUGGUACUGGUUGCACUACAGCUACUGGUGGUACUGGAGGAACCGGUGGUAACGGCGAUGGAUUAUUAGUUGGAAAUGGUGGGGCAGGUGGAGGUGGUGGGGUUGGAACAUGUGGAACUGGAGGUCAAGGUGGUGGUGGAGGUCAAGGUGGUACGGGAGGAACAGGAGGACCAGGAGGUAUAAUAGUUUUUGAAGGGCCCCAGAAAAGAGGUAUUAAUAUUAGAGAUGAUAGCUCAACCCCGGAUGGACUGCAACUGGUCGCCCCUUCGAAUGACUCACCCGCCACUUCAAGUUCAGUUGACAAAGUUUCACCCACAAUAGAACCACAUACAGGUGGUGCUGCUCGUUAUUUUGCUGGGUUUUAUAUUCUUAUUUCAUUCAUUCCUUUGGUUUUGUAA